Molecule: messenger RNA, 663 nt
Organism: Dictyostelium discoideum AX4
Lineage: Eukaryota; Evosea; Eumycetozoa; Dictyosteliales; Dictyosteliaceae
Exons: 2
Coding region: 1-663 (220 amino acids)
Cellular component (GO): membrane; plasma membrane
Source: RefSeq, a predicted model, not a curated record
AUGUCAGCAGUACAAGCAAUUAUAACAACUGAAAAAGUAUUACAAGCAUUUAUAGCAUUUUCAACCAAUUUAUCAGUUAUACCAGUUGUAUAUCAUUGUUUGAAGAGAGGAAGUGCUUAUGAAGGUAUUAUUGGUAUAUCAUGUGCAUUAGCAUCAAUGAUGUAUCAUGUUGGUGAAGUUUUUGAAAAUACAUGGUGGUUUAAAUUAUCGGGUAUGACAUCAGGUCAAUGGCAUAGAUUGGAUAAUGUUUUCACGAUUUUAACAUUUCAAGCAUUAUGUUUCUUUUUAAUGGAUAUUCAAAGUCAACAAAGCACAGAACUAUUACGUUGGACAUUUUUAGUUAUCACUUUAUAUUGUCAAGAACGUGCACCAUGGCAAAUAGAAUUCACAAUUAUACCAAUAGUUUCUGCAUUAAUCCUUUUAAUCAUUCGUCAUUCUUUACGUAGAAAAAUUCCAGAUUGGAUUAAAUCAAAAUUCUUUUUAUAUGGUUUUGGUUUCUUUGGCGUUGCUGCUUUCUUUUUCGCUCGUGGUUUAGAUGAUAAUAAUGAUUAUCUUCGUAUUAAUCAUGGAAUUUGGCAUUUCUUUAUUGGUAUUUCAUUUUAUUUCAUUUUCCUUUCAAAAGAAAAAUUAAAUGAAAAAAAUCUUUUACAUAAAAACUUUUAA